This is a messenger RNA of Punica granatum (pomegranate), 973 nucleotides long. The record is from RefSeq and is a predicted model, not a curated record. Lineage: Eukaryota; Viridiplantae; Streptophyta; Magnoliopsida; Myrtales; Lythraceae.
GAAGCCGAUGAAUUUCAUCUAAUCUUCGAGUAACAGCGAGAGAGAGCUGCGAUAUAUAUUUGGAAAUGGCAGAAAAAGACCAAGUGACCCUCCAUGGGAUGUGGGCGAGCCCGUACAACAAAAGGGUCGAACUCGCGCUGAAAGUGAAGGGGAUCGAAUAUGAAUAUGUAGAAGAAGAUCUAACGAACAAGAGCUCCUUGCUGCUCCAAUACAACCCUGUCCACAAGAAGAUUCCUGUCCUGGUCCACAACGGGAAGCCCGUUGCAGAAUCACUCGUGAUCCUCGAGUACAUUGACGAGACAUGGAAGCACAGUCCUCGGCUGCUGCCGGACGAUCCAUAUGAAAGAGCCAAAGUUCGGUUCUGGGCUGACUUUCUGCAGCGGCAGAUGUUCGAGGCCGUGUCUCUAGUGGUGAAAACCGAAGGGGAAGCACAAGUGAGAGCCAUCGAGCAAGUCCACGAGAAACUGAAGCUGUUGGAAGAAGGGAUCAAGGGCUGCUUACCGGGAGGAUCCCCAGGCGUAAAUGGAGAGAGCAUGGGACUCCUGGACAUCAUCAUGUGUACGAUCUUCGGUCCACAUAAGGUUCAAGAAGAAGUUCUCGGCGUGAGAUUCAUAGACCAGGAGAAGUAUCCGCUCGUGUCAUCCUGGGUCAAGUCCCUCAUUGAGCAUCCUGUGGUGCAAGAGUUGAUUCCUCCUCAUGAGAAGGUUGUGGGUCUUCUCCGGUAUCUCAGAGAGAACGCACUCCGGUCUUCUUCGGCAUGACGUGAUCGCGUCAUAAUGGCUUUCACUGCUUGAGAAUAAAAACUGGAAUGCGGGAUGUCGCACUGGUUCCUUGUGGUUGUAUUUCUUCGGUUUACUUUCUAUGCUUGUGAAAAAUGAUGUCCAAUAUCUUCUGCAACGAAUUGAUGACGUGAAAAUGAAGUUGAAUAACUGAGCAUUUCCAAUGAAAAAACAGAUAAAGACUUUGGUUGUGA